Messenger RNA from Raphanus sativus (radish), 539 nucleotides. Its product is annotated as probable small nuclear ribonucleoprotein F. Gene Ontology annotation, cellular component: U1 snRNP; catalytic step 2 spliceosome. Gene Ontology annotation, biological process: mRNA splicing, via spliceosome; spliceosomal snRNP assembly. The record is from RefSeq and is a predicted model, not a curated record. The transcript is spliced from 5 exons. NCBI's taxonomy places the organism in Eukaryota, Viridiplantae, Streptophyta, Magnoliopsida, Brassicales, Brassicaceae. Gene Ontology annotation, molecular function: RNA binding. The coding region runs from base 125 to 391 and encodes 88 amino acids.
GUAAAUAUCAACGAAUCUGGAAAACUCACCGAACCAAAAACCCUAAGCAGAGAUCGAAGCUAAGAAGAACACACAGAAGAGAAGCGUUUUGUUUCCUCCUCUCCCACUCUCCGUUCCAUCACUCAUGGCUACCAUACCAGUAAACCCGAAGCCGUUCUUGAACAAUUUGACCGGAAAGACGGUUAUUGUUAAGCUCAAAUGGGGAAUGGAAUACAAAGGUUUCCUCGCCUCUGUUGACUCCUACAUGAACUUGCAGCUUGGGAACACUGAAGAAUACAUUGAUGGACAGUUGACAGGGAACCUUGGAGAGAUCUUGAUCAGAUGCAACAACGUUUUGUAUGUCCGAGGUGUGCCAGAAGAUGAAGAACUCGGAGACGCUGAACAAGACUAGCCUGUGCCGGUUGGAUGGACUUUUGUAUUCUAUGAGCAUCUUAACUCAACUUGUGAGAUUUCAGCUUUUUUUGGCUGUUGUUGAAUCUUUUGAUACCCUUGAAACUAAAGAAAUCCCCACAAGCCGUUUAGAUUUGUUAUAAACCAAA